Messenger RNA from Homarus americanus (American lobster), 120 nucleotides. Its product is annotated as negative elongation factor E-like. The record is from RefSeq and is a predicted model, not a curated record. The transcript has 2 exons. Lineage: Eukaryota; Metazoa; Arthropoda; Malacostraca; Decapoda; Nephropidae. The annotation marks the transcript as partial.
AGACAGACAGACAGAGACAGACAGACAGAGACAGACAGACACAGAGACAGAGACAGAACAGACAGAGACAGAGACAAGAUGCAAGACAAAGACAAGACAUGCAGACAAGACAGACAGACA